Messenger RNA from Salmo salar (Atlantic salmon), 1684 nucleotides. NCBI's taxonomy places the organism in Eukaryota, Metazoa, Chordata, Actinopteri, Salmoniformes, Salmonidae. The record is from RefSeq and is a predicted model, not a curated record.
CUUAGCCUUAAAUUAAGACCAAAAAGCAAAUGUUUGUUUUCAUGAAUAUUUACGAUGGCUGUGGUAACUAGUGGAAACCCAAUAACUUUCCUGCGCGAUGCACAUCAAUAACAGGCUCUCUGAUUGGUCAGGGACACAUGAACGAUGCAUUUGUAAAUGGCUUUCCUUGGGAAUAAUGUAAUGUUUUAUUUGUUGUAAUGUAUUAUCAGCACCUUAAAGCAUUUUGUCGCAAUUUUGAGUAACAUUUUGUUGAUCGUCUUGGAUCUGGAAAACGAUGUCGGCCGCAGAAGGCGAUCGCAGUUCGGAACAACUGAAUAAAUUCGAGAAACUGACAGUGAGGCCUCCAGUCAGAGUAGCAGGUCUCCAUAUGCCCCCAGCUCGGAGCGGGCAUCGCUGCGUGGCAGACAACACCAACCUGUACGUGUUCGGGGGGUACAACCCGGACUAUGAUGAGUCGGGCGGCCAGGAGAACGAGGACUACCCGCUGUUCAGGGAGCUGUGGAGGUACCACUUUUCCACGGGCACCUGGCAGCAGAUCCGUACAGAGGGCUACAUGCCCACCGAGCUGGCCUCCAUGUCAGCUGUUUUACAUGGAAACAAUCUGUUGGUGUUCGGUGGCACUGGGAUUCCCUUUGGGGAAAACAACGGAAAUGACGUCCACGUCUGCAACGUCAAGUACAAGCGGUGGUCGCUGCUCAACUGCCGAGGGAAGAAGCCCAACCGAAUCUACGGACAGGCGAUGGCCAUCAUUAACAGCUUCCUGUAUGUGUUUGGGGGAACGACGGGCUACAUCUACAGCACAGACCUGCACAGACUGGACCUGAACACCAGAGAGUGGAUCCACCUCAAACCCAACAACCCACCAGACGACCUGCCUGAGGAACGGUACAGACAUGAAAUAGCACACGACCGUCAGAGGAUAUACAUCCUGGGAGGAGGGACCUCCUGGACCUCCUAUCCUCUGGACAAGAUACAUGCGUACAACCUGGAGACAAAUUCCUGGGAGGAGAUCUCAACCAAGCCUCAUGAUAAAAUAGGGUACCCUGCUCCCAGGAGAUGUCACAGCUGUGUGCAGAUACGGAACGAUGUGUUUCUAUGUGGAGGUUACAACGGUGAAGUCAUAGUGGCUGAUCUGUGGAAGAUCAACCUGCAGACGUUCCAGUGGACCAAGCUCCCAGCGGUGAUGCCUGAGCCAGCCUAUUUCCACUGUGCUGCCGUGACCCCGGCUGGCUGCAUGUACAUCCACGGUGGUGUGGUGAACAUCCACGAGAACAAGCGGACUGGCUCCCUGUUUAAGAUCUGGCUGGUGGUGCCCAGCCUGCUGGAGCUGUGCUGGGAGCGUCUGCUCAAGGCCCACCCCCAGCUGGCUCAGUUGCCCACCAUGCAGCUUCUCCACCUGGGCCUCACACAGGAACUCAUCGAGCGCUUGAAAUAAAGGAGGAAGGAUGGAUGGAAUGAUAGAUGGACGGAUGGGAGAUGUCGGACGGAGAACAGGAUGGUCGCCUUGAAGGAGUUGAUGGUCCCUCUGUCUACGUAGCCCCGCCUUAAAACCAAAAACAAUGGGAUGCCUUUUUUCUUUUUGCAUUUGGACAUCUGAUGAUUUUAAAAGGAAUCCCCAUCUCGCCCCAUUCCCCCAUCUCGCCCCAUUCCCCCAUCUCGCCCCCGCCCCAUUCCCCCAUCUCGC